AUGGAUACCAAUAUGGAAGAUGUCGGGCGAGUACCUGCUGAAUUGGCACCGAUGCCCCCUUCAGAGCCCACGACAAUCCCCACUCUAGAUGGUUGGAUCGAGGGCCUGAUGAACUGCAAACAGCUUGCAGAAUCUGAGGUCCAGAGACUCUGUGAGAAGGCGAGGGAGGUCCUGCAGGACGAGUCUAAUGUUCAGCCGGUGAAAUGCCCGGUGACGGUCUGUGGUGACAUCCACGGUCAAUUUCAUGAUUUGAUGGAACUAUUCAAGAUUGGCGGUCCCAACCCCGAUACCAACUACCUAUUCAUGGGUGACUACGUCGAUCGAGGAUACUACUCCGUCGAGACGGUAACGUUACUAGUUGCCCUUAAGAUCCGAUACCCUCAGCGCAUUACCAUCCUACGCGGUAACCACGAGUCCCGCCAGAUCACCCAAGUGUAUGGUUUCUACGACGAGUGCCUUCGGAAAUACGGUAACGCCAACGUUUGGAAAUUCUUUACCGAUCUUUUCGACUACCUUCCUUUGACUGCCCUUAUCGACAACCAAAUCUUCUGUCUUCACGGUGGUCUCUCGCCUAGUAUUGAUACCCUUGAUAAUAUUAGAGCGCUUGACCGAAUCCAAGAAGUUCCGCAUGAGGGUCCUAUGUGCGACCUGCUUUGGUCUGACCCGGAUGACCGAUGCGGCUGGGGUAUUAGCCCUCGCGGUGCCGGUUAUACCUUUGGGCAGGAUAUUUCAGAGGCAUUCAAUCAUAACAACGGUUUGACUUUGAUCGCCCGAGCCCACCAACUGGUUAUGGAAGGAUAUAAUUGGUCGCAAGAUAGAAAUGUGGUAACCAUCUUUUCUGCACCUAACUACUGCUAUCGAUGUGGUAACCAAGCAGCCAUCAUGGAAAUUGACGAACAUCUGAAGUAUACCUUCUUACAGUUUGACCCGUGCCCACGGGCUGGCGAGCCGAUGGUUUCUCGACGCACACCAGACUACUUCCUCUAA
Messenger RNA from Daldinia childiae, 987 nucleotides. RefSeq names its product Serine/threonine-protein phosphatase PP2A catalytic subunit. The record is from RefSeq and is a predicted model, not a curated record. Gene Ontology annotation, molecular function: protein serine/threonine phosphatase activity. Lineage: Eukaryota; Fungi; Ascomycota; Sordariomycetes; Xylariales; Hypoxylaceae. The transcript is spliced from 7 exons. The coding region runs from base 1 to 987 and encodes 328 amino acids. Gene Ontology annotation, cellular component: cytosol. Gene Ontology annotation, biological process: mitotic cell cycle; peptidyl-serine dephosphorylation.